Messenger RNA from Protobothrops mucrosquamatus (brown spotted pit viper), 1310 nucleotides. Its product is annotated as formin-binding protein 1-like. The transcript has 11 exons. The annotation marks the transcript as partial. Gene Ontology annotation, biological process: signal transduction. NCBI's taxonomy places the organism in Eukaryota, Metazoa, Chordata, Lepidosauria, Squamata, Viperidae. The record is from RefSeq and is a predicted model, not a curated record.
AAAUCUGGUGAAGAAAUACUGUCCUAAACGUUCAUCCAAAGACGAAGAGCCCAGGUUUACCUCAUGUAUAGCCUUUUAUAAUAUUCUUAAUGAAUUAAAUGACUACGCAGGACAACGUGAAGUAGUAGCAGAAGAACUGGGACAUAGGGUAUAUGGAGAACUGAUGAGAUAUUCCCACGAACUCAAAACAGAAAGGAAACUGCACCUUCAAGAGGGCCGAAAAGCACAACAGUAUCUUGACAUGUGUUGGAAGCAGAUGGAUAAUAGCAAAAAGAAAUUUGAAAGAGAGUGCAAAGAAGCAGAAAAGGCACAGCAGUGUUAUGAGAAACUGGACAAUGAUACCAACGCCACUAAAGCAGAUGUUGAAAAAGCAAAGCAGCAACUAAACCUGCGUACACAUAUGGCUGAUGAAAAUAAAAAUGAAUAUGCUGCACAGCUCCAAAAUUUCAAUGGUGAACAGCACAAACAUUUCUAUAUUGUCAUUCCUCAAAUAUAUAAGGAUUCUCAAAUAGUAAUAGACUCCUUUAAGUCUGGCUUUGAACCUCCUGGAGAUUUUCCAUUUGAAGAUUACAGUCAACACAUUUAUAGGACUGUUUCUGAUGGAACAAUUAGUACCCCGAAACAGGAAGGAAUGAAAAUCGAUGCAAAAACUACUGUGGGCAAAGCUAAGGGCAAACUCUGGCUCUUUGGAAAAAAACCAAAGCCACAGUCCCCACCCCUUACCCCUACUAGUUUAUAUACGUCCAGUACUUCUAAUGGUUCCCAGUAUCCCAUAUUCUCCAUUGAACAAAUGCAUUAUUGCAUGAAUGAAAUAAAGACAGGGAAGCCCAGAAUGCCUUCUUUCAAAAGCCUCAAAAGAGGGUGGUCGAUGAAGACGGGUCCUUCCCAAGAAGAUUUCAGUCACUUGCCACCAGAACAAAGGCGGAAAAAACUUCAGCAGCGGAUUGAUGAGCUUAACAGAGAACUACAGAAAGAGACAGAUCAAAAAGAUGCCCUCAUCAAAAUGAAAGAUGUGUAUGAGAAAAAUCCACAAAUGGGCGAUCCAGGAAGUCUUCAGCCAAAAUUAAUGGAAACUAUGAACAACAUGGACCGUCUGCGAAUGGAAAUCCACAAGAAUGAGGUUAAAAUCUGUUCAUUGGAUAGCUUUUCAGACAAGGAUUAUCCUGAGGGGAGCUACACCGAUGAUGCAAACCAAGAAGUUCGAAGCCCACCCCAACAGCACGGCCCCCAUAAUGAAUUUGAUGACGAGUUUGAAGAUGACGAUCCUUUGCCAGCUAUAGGACAUUGUAAAGCUAUCUACCCGUUUGAUG